AUGCCUCACCCUAGAGACUCGCCUAGGCCUGGCUUUUCGCCUAGACCAGGACUCCAAGGCCAGUCCGAAGCUGCCAGGAAGACUGCACAGUUCACCACCUUUGCCGAGUACGCGAUCAAGCACUUGCCAACGGCCAUCGACCCUCCCGCGAUCGAAACACUCCUAGCCGACGUCACGAAGAACUUGCAAGCCAUCAUCAGCUGCGAAAGGCUUAGGAGAGGAAAGUCGAAGAAAGAGAGGGACGGGCUCGAUCGGAAGGGGACAGAGUUGUGGAACAUGUGCACAAGAUUCCGACGUGACGAGAUAUCCGAGGAUCAAAGCAAGCGAAGGAAGCUUCUUCUUCGUACUCGGACCUUUGCCUUCUUCAUGAUAGACGUCGCGAGGUUCUGGAAAGUUUCGAACGACGCGGAGCAGGAACAUUGGGUGCUGUUGGCCGACGUAUUGCACUUGAUGAGGCUGGCCCUCAAGGCUGGGAAAGUGUCACUCGAUGACAGCACGACCAAGUUCGCCAGCAACAUCUUCCUCAAGGCUGCAGACUACAGCGUGCUCUUGGGGAAGUGGAUGACGACUAUGCUGGGCCCGGAUGAUGUGGCCGAGUGCAAGCGGUUGGACUGCGAGUAUUACAUCCUUCGAACAGCCAUGUGUUGGAAGGAAGGCAAUCUCAACGUCGCGGAAUUCAUGUUCGACAAAGGCCAACCCACGAUCCAAUGUCUCGACCCCACCUCGGCCGAGAAGAUGGCGGAGGUCCUACUCGAGAUCGGCAAAGACUUUUCGAAGAAGAAAGAUUUUGCCCUUGCUGCCAGGUGGCUUGAGCGGGCGGACGACAUCAUCAACAGCCAGGACAUCGACCACCUCCCAAGGGACGCGAUUCAACUGCGGCUUGCCGUGGGUCAGGCGCACGUCCACGCGCUGCUCGGGAUGCAGACGGUGGAGGCUGCGAAGAAGGCUUGCGACUUGGUCAGUUUCAUCAGGAACGACUUGGGCAACGUGCCUGUCGUGCUGCUUCUUCGCUUGGAGCUUCUCGAAAACGGGCCGGCCGAGAUGUUUGAUGUCGAGGAGUACGCCGGUAUAUUGCGGCAGAUGGUUGAGAUCUUCAACUUUUCUGAAUCGCACUUCAAGUUGUUGAUCUACCACGCCCGCCAGCUGCAUGGAAAGUUUCCUUCAAAGGCUUCUCAGAUGGUCAACGGGAUGAUCAACAGCUCAAUUGUGUCGAAGGGGAAAGAAGAGUGGGCCGAGAGACUUGUUCUUUUGAGGAUAUGGAUGGAGCAGAGUCAGAAUGACAACGCGGCGGCCAUUGAAGAGUUGAACGGCGUAAUUCAAGGCCUCCAACAGAAUUUGACGAAACCAUUUGGAUCGUCAGCUGCGGUCGGGGCUUUGACGAUUGUCUGGCAGAAGAUCGAGACCAACUACCAACAAGGUCGAUUCGAUCUCGCGGCAUCAUGGUGUCUAAUAGGCCUGCAGCGGAUAUUCGAAAAUGGCGGGCCGGCGAAUAUAGCAAGGCUUUGCAGGAAACUCAUUCUUUGCGCUAUACACACGAACGAUACCGACGGGGCUCGCCAGAUAUUCCACGAGAUGCCCAAACCCGCUCAAGAUGAAACGAUGACAAGAUACCUCAUGUACAAGGUAGCCCUUAAAUCAAAAGACCGCAAUCUUGCGACGGAAUGCCUCGAGCAUGUCGGCAUGACGGCAGCUCAAGACCCAAACUUUCUCUACGCUUGUGUCAUCGAGGCGCAAAAGACGGAUGACAAGGUUUGUGCCUCGCAAGCUAUGAAGCAAUUGAUACACAAACACGAGUUCAACGAAAAUACGCCUGUUCAUCUACCUGCCCUCCUUCGGUCGAACAUCCGAGUUGUCAUCAUGGUCAUGCAGGAGGAGAAGGGGCCCACUGCGAAGGCUGCCGUGGACGAGCUUGUUGACUUGUUUGAAAGAGUUUUCAAAGCAGCCCAACGGGACCCAAAGGAUAAGGACGGGCAUCGACUAUUCACUGUGAAGGAGCUCGACUGGUUCUGCCAGAAUUCGUACAACCUCGGUCUCAAGAAUUCGGAAAUCUGGAACAUGGAUCAGCUCACACGGCUAUUCGGAUGCUGUCUCAAUAUCAUGAAUUUAUAUCCACCGGACAUUUCUUCAGACACCGCAGUCGACUUACGGUUCCGUAAAAUGUUCUGCCACUUCCUGGUGGCCGUUGCGUUGAUGUCGCUUGCUCGGACGGAAGACAACAGAGAGACUCAACUGCAGCACUACCUGAAUGUGAGGAAGCACGUUGCAACGUACGACAAUUUGAUGCAGGAGCAGCUCCAAACGGCGGAUCCUCUGAUGAGAAAGGACUUGACGGCCAAGUUGGCGACGCUGCUCGUAUUUGACUACGAAGCGGCGGUGACGCUGAAGGACUAUGGUGCGUUAGGCCACAUUCUCCGACUUGCGAACGAGUGCAAGGAUGUGAGCACUUUCAAAGCGAUGGGAGAUAUCGCUCUCAGAGGGCAACUACCCGGACACAAUCUAUAUGCGCAACUUGGAAUCAUCAUCAACGAAAUAUGGGAGCUCGAAAGCAUGAAGUGCGACAAACUGGCCAAGUACACCCGCUGCAUGUUUCAAGCCGUCCGGCUGUCCGAUCCUGAGUGUGGCCAGAAGGUCAUACAGCAGGCCAUCGAAGUGGCGAAGGGAGCCAAGGAGACGAACCAUCCGUACCCGCGGGAGGAGCUGGAGUGGCUGGUCACCACGUCGUUCAACCAGGCCGUGGACGCCUUUGGCGCCAAACGCGACGCAGAGUGCCAAUCUUGGGCUCAUCUGGCGAUGAGCCUGGCUCAUUACGCUAACGAUGGCGGGUUUCUGGAGAGGGUGUGCCAGGAAAAGAUGGCGACACUGAAUUUUGAUUUGGAGUGA
This is a messenger RNA of Colletotrichum karsti, 2880 nucleotides long. RefSeq lists its product as uncharacterized. The transcript is spliced from 8 exons. NCBI's taxonomy places the organism in Eukaryota, Fungi, Ascomycota, Sordariomycetes, Glomerellales, Glomerellaceae. Gene Ontology annotation, biological process: regulation of synaptonemal complex assembly; meiotic cell cycle. Bases 1 to 2880 code for a protein of 959 amino acids. The record is from RefSeq and is a predicted model, not a curated record.